CUCUCCACGUCAGUUCCUUGUAUAUUGUGUUGACAAGGAAAAUUCUGUGUCUGCAUGUUUUACUUCGCUUAGUAGCACUACAAAUCUCUGUCUUUGUGCAAUGACAACGAUCGUAGCUGCUGAUGCCGACGCUGGUUUUCCCAGUUCGAAAGAUUCUGGCCCAGCUCCGGCAAUGACUUUUUGGACGAGUAAAUGGAAGGGUUGGCUUACUCAGGUUGAGGGAUUGGCUAAUGCAAACAUGAAAGUGACUGAAAACAAGCUAACUGUGGCCUCCAAAAAGACCUGCGUUUGUGCACCAACUAGCCAUGCUGGUUCAUUCAGGUGCCAUCUUCACCGAACUACUAGAAGUACUACUGCUCAAAUGUCAGAGGAGUAUAACAGUGAGAAGGAAAGUAGCGAAAAUCUUGACUUCAUGAAGAUGAUCCUGUAUCGCAAGUUCUCCAACGAAAAACCUCAGUUAUCAAGGUUUGGCAGGGCUGCUGCUGCGGCUGUUAACAAUGCUUAUAGCAAUUCUAAUUAAUAGCUUGAAAUCCACAAGGUGUAGAUGACCUUUCUGUCUCGCCCGAGUUUUCAAUUGGUAAAAUGUAAAUGACUGGAGUCGGAUGCUAUGCACAUAUUCUUUUGCUU
Molecule: messenger RNA, 627 nt
Organism: Populus euphratica (Euphrates poplar)
Lineage: Eukaryota; Viridiplantae; Streptophyta; Magnoliopsida; Malpighiales; Salicaceae
Exons: 3
Coding region: 101-520 (139 amino acids)
Source: RefSeq, a predicted model, not a curated record